CUUUGUCGUCUCCCCAAACACUUGUCCAGCAACCGCACAAGCGCGAUGUCUUGGUGCACGAUUGAGUCGGAUCCAGGUGUGUUCACUUCGUUGAUUGAAGACAUCGGGACCAAGGGAAUCCAGGUCGAGGAACUGUAUUCGUUGGAUGAAGCAUCGUUCCAGCAUAUCUCUCCAGUGUAUGGCUUGAUCUUCUUGUUCAAAUGGUCGCCUGUGCAUGCUGUUGCACCUACGACUGGUUCAGGACAGCAUCAGUUUGUGUCCCCCGAUCUGUUCUUUGCCAAGCAAGUGAUCACGAAUGCAUGUGCGACGCAAGCCAUCUUGGCAAUUCUGCUCAAUCUUGAAUCUCCCCACGUCGUUCUUGGCGACACCCUGUCGGAAUUUAAAGCAUUCACACGCGAAUUCCCGCCCGAUUUGAAGGGGCUCGCGAUUUCCAACAGCGACACCAUCCGCACGGUGCACAACUCGUUCGCGCGGGCCGAACCAUUUGUGAUUGACGAAGACAAGCGACCGGCCAAGGACGACGACGAGGUGUACCAUUUCGUUGCAUAUGUGCCCUUCCAAGGAAAGGUGUACGAGCUGGAUGGUCUCUCCGACGGCCCUGUAUGCCUCGGCGACGUGGCGUCUCUGGAACCCACAGCGUGGUUGAAAGUCGCGACACCCGUGAUCCAGCGACGCAUCGAAAAGUACGCUUCGUCCGAGAUCCGCUUCAACUUGAUGGGCCUCGUCCGGAACCGUGUGCAGUUGGCGCAAGACAACAUUGCGGCACUGUUGGAACAGGAGCAGACGGCGGCGAUCGUCGGGCAGAUUCAGUCGUGGCAGCAGUGCAUUGCGACGGAGGCCCAAAAGCGAGCGAAUUGGAAAAAGGAGAACUUGCGCCGCAAACACAACUACGUUCCUUUUGUCAUCAAGUUGCUGCAGACGCUGGCGAAGAAGGGGCAGCUCGACCCGCUCCUCCAAGCUCAACUGGAGAAAGCCACCGCGGCGCAGCAACACGCCACGAAGGCGUAGGAAGGGGUGUUUAAGAGAAUUAGCAUCAAACGACUCGUCCUGCCGUCACGUGAAUGGACGAAGAGAGUCCGCA
Messenger RNA from Aphanomyces invadans, 1081 nucleotides. RefSeq lists its product as hypothetical. Gene Ontology annotation, cellular component: cytoplasm. Bases 46 to 1008 code for a protein of 320 amino acids. Gene Ontology annotation, biological process: ubiquitin-dependent protein catabolic process; protein deubiquitination. The transcript has 3 exons. The record is from RefSeq and is a predicted model, not a curated record. Gene Ontology annotation, molecular function: cysteine-type deubiquitinase activity. Lineage: Eukaryota; Oomycota; Saprolegniomycetes; Saprolegniales; Verrucalvaceae.